AAGAUAUGUAUUACCCAUGACUUAAGACACCGGCUUUCCAGCCGAAACUCUGUGAUCAACUGACCAAAUUUCAAUUUACAAUCCCCUCAGAACAAAGUCUCAGGGUGGCUCCCCUUUCAAUGUUUUGAAAGAACUUAUAGAAAUUGUUUAAUUACUAGGUUCCAAAUAGAGGUUUACGCCGAUGGUUUCAGCAGCGGCGGCGGCGUAGAGUUCUAAAUUACCCAGCGGCGGCGGCGUAGCCGUUAGAAAGAACCGGCGGCGGCGGCGGGUACGCCGCCGGUGAAAUUGUCGGCGGCUGGCGGCGUAAGCAUUUAAUAAACUGAUUUUUUUUCCUUUUAUUAAUAAGUGUCGUUUCUUCGGGCUGGAAAACAAUUAUUAAACAAUUAGGAGGCACUCGUUGGGGUCUAUAUAAAGGAGGAGCCUUUUCAACCCGGAAAAGUCAUGUAUCCGCGAUUUCUCGACCGCAACUAUCCGUUGGCGAAGCAUCUGUUCUUCGUGACCAGAUACUCCUUUGGCCUUUUGGGUCUGCGAUUUGGUGGAAAACAAUCGUGGUUCCAUCUCUCAUGGCUGGUCUUCAAUUUCGUGAAUCUGGCUCACUGCUGCCAGGCGGAGUUCGUCUUCGGCUGGAGUCAUCUGCGCACCAGUCCCGUGGAUGCCAUGGAUGCCUUUUGUCCCCUGGCCUGCAGUCUCACCACGCUCUUCAAGCUGGGAUGGAUGUGGUGGCGUCGUCAGGAGGUGUCUGAGCUGAUGGAACGCAUCCGAUUGCUCAUCAAGGAGCAGGAAAUAAGGGGAGAUUCGCGCAAGGAUGCGGCACAGAGGAGCUACUAUGUCAUGGUCACCAGGUGUGGCAUGCUGGUCUUCACCUUGGGCAGUGUCACCACUAGCGCCUUCGUCCUGCGAUCCCUUUGGGAAAUGUGGGUGCGUCGACAUCAGGAGUUUAAAUACGAUAUGCCCUUUCGCAUGCUGUUCCCCAAGUUUGCUCACCGAAUGCCUUGGUUUCCCAUCUUCUAUCUCUACUCCACUUGGAGUGGUCAGGUGACUGUGUAUGCCUUUGCUGGAACAGAUGGUUUCUUCUUUGGCGUUACUCUCUAUAUGGCCUUUCUCCUGCAGGCCUUGAGAUACGAUGUUCAGGAUGCCCUCAAGCCAGUACAAGAUCCCUCGGUUAGGGAGUCCAAUAUCUGCUGCCAGCGCUUGGCGGAUAUCGUGGAUCGCCACAAUGAAAUAGAGAAGAUUGUCCAGGUGUUCUCUGGAAUCAUGGCUACUCCCACUUUUGUCCACUUUGUGUCAGCCAGCCUGGUGAUAGCCACCAGCGUAAUUGAUAUACUAUUGUAUUCCGGCUACAAUAUCAUCCGCUAUGUGCUCUAUACAUUCGCCGUGUCCUCGGCUAUAUUUCUUUAUUGCUAUGGUGGCACGGAAAUGUCCACUGAGAGCCUCUCCUUUGGAGAAGCGGCCUACACAAGUGCCUGGUAUCAAUGGGAUCGGGAGACUCGCAGGCGGGUUUUUCUCAUUAUCCUGAGAGCCCAACGACCCAUUACCGUAAGGGUGCCCUUUUUUGCACCUUCUUUACCAGUCUUCACUUCGGUCAUCAAGUUUACGGGUUCCAUUGUAGCCCUGGCUAAAACCAUAUUGUAAGGGAGGCACUAUUAAAAAAUCUGUAUCUAUGUAUUUAAAGUUCUUGUUUUCCUUUAAAUUACUUUGUGGUUGUGGGCUAGCCCGAAAGUAUGCAAUUCCGACAAUUAAAGAUGAAGAGUUGUGCAGACUUAAGUCAAUUACUUAACGGGGGUCGGGGUCA
Drosophila suzukii is the source of this 1792-nucleotide messenger RNA. NCBI's taxonomy places the organism in Eukaryota, Metazoa, Arthropoda, Insecta, Diptera, Drosophilidae. The record is from RefSeq and is a predicted model, not a curated record.